CUUUGGCGACAUCGUCAAGACCGGAAUAAAUGUUUCAACAGAUUAAUGAAGUUUGGAUCAGAACGCGUCUACAGAGAGCUGGACACGGUGCCGCCGUUCAGUCUUGCAGCCAUCUUUAGCCAUCCUAGUGGCCACUCGCGGUAUCGCAGCGAAAAAAAAAACCCUGUGGCUUCGCUUGCUUGUGUUCACGGUUCUCGGAGUGUUUAAAAAGGACAUCCGAUUUUAAGUUUGUGAAUCAAUCGCUACAUCUUUAGCAGACAUGUCGGGCUGCAGGCUGAUGAGAGCCAUCAGUGUGAGUGAGUUCGGAGGUCCGUCGGUCCUCAGACUCUGCUCAAAUGUGACUGUUCCACAGCUUGGACGCAGACAGGUUUUGAUCCGUGUCCAUGCCUGUGGAGUGAACCCAGUGGAAGCUUACAUUCGUGCUGGGACGUAUGCCCGUAAACCCACUCUGCCCUACACACCGGGCACUGAUGUAGCUGGGGUGGUGGAAACUGUUGGAGAGGGAGUUGUUGCAGUAAAGGCAGGAGAUCGAGUUUUCACCACAGCAACAGAGUCUGGAGGUUAUGCAGAGUUCACUGUAGCAGCUGAAGACUGUGUCCACAAACUGCCUGAGGCUUUAGAUUUCACACAGGGAGCAGCCAUCGGGAUCCCUUACUUCACUGCCUACAGAGCUCUGGUUCACAAAGCCCAGUCCAAGGCUGGAGAGACUGUACUCAUCCAUGGAGCCAGUGGAGGGGUGGGUGUGGCAGCAUGCCAGUUGUCCCGUGCUCUGGGACUCAGGGUGUUUGGAACAGCAGGGACACCAGAGGGCAUGAACCUGGUUCUCAACAAUGGAGCUCACAUGGCCUUUAAUCACAGAGAAGAGGGCUACACUAAUAAAAUCAUGGAAGCCACAGACGGCAAAGGCAUAGGUGUGAUACUGGAGAUGCUGUCAAAUGUCAACCUGAGUAAAGACCUCCAGAUGCUGGCCUACGGAGGACGUGUUACGAUUGUUGGCUCCAGGGGCCCCAUAGAGAUCAACCCCAGAGACAUCAUGGCUAAAGAGAGCAGCAUCAUGGGAGUGGCUCUUUUCUUUGCCACACCGGAGGAGAAAAAGGAGUGUGCAGCAUUGCUCUACGCAGGGAUGGAAACUGGUUGGCUGCGUCCAGUCGUCGGUUCCCAGUAUCCACUUGACAAGGCUGCCCAGGCCCAUCAUGACAUUAUUGAGUCCCCUGGGGCUGCUGGAAAGAUAGUCUUGACCAUGUGAUGACACAACUGUAUCACAAGUUGAAGCUCACCAAGUAGGGUUCAGACGGGGAGACUGUUAACAGGCUGCUACAACAAGCAAAAUAUUAAUAAUAUGGUUGCAUUUAAGUUUAAGUGUUGCUGAAAAUGACCUUUUUACUAAAAUACAAACAAGCUUACUGAUGUUCAGUGUUGUUCCUCAAAUUGAAAAAGGCAAUGACAGUAAUAUUAACUUUAUAUGACAGGCACUAUGACUAUCUGUAUUUCAUCAUUCAUUUUAGUAAAUCAUGCUUACAAGGAAUGAUGUAAAAAGUUUCAGAGUCACUGUUGUAUUCUCCACUUAUUCAGCUUGAUCUGAUCACUUUGUUUUUACAGUACAAGACUAGCUGGCCUGGUUACUUUGGCUACCUAUGUAAGUUUUAUGAAAUUUGCCAUGUUCAUUGUAGUAAACCCUCAAGUCUCCCUGAGCCACUUAGCUCUGUGGGCUGUGAUGACAUAUACUUAUAUCAAUGUCUGUACCUUUAUGUGGACAAACUGAUUCCUUUCUUGGUAACUUUAGUGCUGUAUUGCUGGAGUAGGACAACAAAUACUUAGCUUUAUGUUUAGCUGUAAUAUAUGUUUUUAGAAUAACAAUGUGAAAGGGUCUGCUCAUAGUGAUGAACCUACAGAUAAUUAUUACCUGACUCUGCAGUUGCAGCUCAUUGUUUAUCUCUGUCCCGCAACUUUACUGUUCUGUUUCAGUCUCUCACUGCUCUUAUAGGAGCAGAAAAUAUUAAACCUGUAGUACACUACCUGCUCAGCUUGUUAACGCUAAUGUGUUAGCAAAUAACAAUUGCUUAUUUACUCAUCCAGCAGACACAGUGUCCAUCUGAUGGACUACAAGUUCAGAUUCACUCUGAUUAAAGCUCUGUUUUGGUGUCCAACUACUUCAGAGAAAAAUGUCUGGCUCUUCAGCUGAUAAAUGUUCCACACCAGCUAGUUGCUAACAGUCUGGCUGUUGUUUGGUGCUGUGAAAGUAGUCGCCUGGAAAUGAGGUUAGUGAGGACAGAGUUUGUAGUUAUCCAAAAUAAAUAAAAAAUAUGGAGCUAAAAGAUGCUAAAAUGCUCUGUAGAGAAAGGGGUAACGGAAUAGUUGGUAACGAAUAUCUGUGGGUUCAUUGUUACUACAAGCAAUCCCCUCCACAUCACUAAUAGUCAUUUGUCCAUUGUUUAUAUAAAAUUGUGGUUACUGCAGCUUUAAGUGAAUGUUAAAGAAAAGGUAAAGGUACAUUGUGUCCUCAUUUGCUCAUUACAAUCAUCUUGAGACCAAAA
Molecule: messenger RNA, 2534 nt
Organism: Seriola aureovittata
Lineage: Eukaryota; Metazoa; Chordata; Actinopteri; Carangiformes; Carangidae
Gene: cryz
Product: crystallin, zeta (quinone reductase)
Exons: 8
Coding region: 260-1246 (328 amino acids)
Cellular component (GO): cytosol
Molecular function (GO): quinone reductase (NADPH) activity; NADPH binding; zinc ion binding
Source: RefSeq, a predicted model, not a curated record